AGUGCUCUGAAAAUGUAGGUAAAAGAAAAUGCUUUUUAGCCUCGAAUAUUGACUCUCCCUUAAACCCUCUUUGUUUAGGGUUUUAUGGCGCAUCGACGAAGAACUGAAAUUACAUGGAAAGGUUCUGUCGAUCUUCAUCUCGUCGGACCCUCGAUCUUACUCUUUAUCCGCGUUUGAUUGAACACUGAAAGCCCCAUAAUCCUGAAAGUUGUCAAGGUACGCCAACGAUUCUCUUCCGAAAAAAUUUCAGAAAUUUCUAGCUGUGCUUUAAUGGGUUUGGUCCCGAAGCUCGAAAUCGCGAUUGACCCAGACAACUUGUUGAGAUAGAAGUUGUGUUUACAGCUAUUCUUUAACUUAUUAUAUUGGUAUUUGUUCGAUUUUGGCGUUCGGUGUAAUGUUCUGCGGUCUCUGUUCUUCCUCACCGUCUCGUUUCGGCCUCUUGCCAUGCCAAUUCUUCGAUCGCACGAACGGGUAUUGAAAUUUUCUAAAAUGAUUGCGCAACUCAAUCACUUGCUUCUCUUUGCGCCGGUUGUCUCUGAAAAAGUUGUUACUUAUAACCCCUCUUUUGUUAGCUUCAAAUCUCGAUUCUUCUGCAAUUGUGGGAUUGAUUUUCAACCCAAAGCGUCUCUCGUUGAAUCAGUGCAAUCACCCAAUACAAGUGGCCGAGUGUCUCGGAUUGCUAGGACAGAGGCUCAAGAUGUGUUAUUUGACUAUCUGCAUUGUACUAGGAGCCUCAGCUUUACCGAUGCUGAACACAUAAGCAAGAAUUCGCCACAUUUUCUUCAAAAUUUGAUCUUGAAACUUGAUGGCGAAAAAGACGUAGCUCGGUCUCUCACCAAGUAUCUUAGAUACAACCCCAUCAAUGAAUUUGAGCCAUUCUUUGAAAGCUUGGGACUGCCCCCAUCAGAGCUCCCCCUGUUCCUUCCAAGACACUUGAUGUUUUUGAGUGAUGACCAUCUUAUGCUUGAAAACUUUCAUGUUUUAUGCAAUUACGGGAUCCCGCGUAGCAAGAUGGGUAAAAUGUACAAGGAAGCAAAAGAGAUAUUUGAUUAUGAUUAUGGCCUUUUAGCCUCUAAACUUAGAGCUUAUGAGAACUUAGGUCUUGGAAAGGGCACGGUUAUUAAGCUUGUUAGUUGCUGCCCAUCGCUUCUGAYCGGUCGUAUCAGCAUGGAGUUUUUCAAGGUUCUUGAGAAGCUAAGUAGAUUAGGUAUUGGAAAAGAUUGGAUUGGAGGAUAUAUAUCUUGUAGAAAUACUUAUAACUGGAAUAGAAUGCUUAACACAAUGGAUUUUCUAGCUAAAGUAGGUUAUACCGAGAUACAGAUGCACAAUUUGUUUGAAUCAAAUCCCUCAUUGCUGCUUGAAGAUUCUGGGAAGAAAGUGUACGUAUUGUUUGGUCGUUUAGUCAAGUUGGGUCUUAAGAUGGAUGAAGCGUAUUCGAUGUUUAUACAACAUCCCGAAAUUUUGUCAGGAAAGUUUGUUAAAAAUAUUCUUAGAGCAAUAGAUUUUCUCUUUGAUGUUGGGUUGGGAACAGAGGAUAUUACAAGUAUAGUAUCUCACCACAUUCUGCUACUGGGUUCGUGCACUCUGAAGGGUCCGAGAACCGUCUGUAAAGAACUAAAAGUCGGGAAAGAGAGUUUAUGUYGGAUCAUAAGAGACGACCCGUCGAAGCUGUUCACAUUGGCCUCCAAAUCGAAGCUUAAAAGCAGCRAACAGGACUCUUGCCCAGAUCCAACCAAACGCUUGGAGAAGACUACAUUUCUGCUGAAGUUGGGGUACCUCGAGAACUCAGACGAGAUGGCGAAAGCACUGAAACGGUUCCGGGGUCGUGGAGAUCAACUACAGGAGAGAUUCGAUUGCCUGGUAAAAGCCGGGUUGGACUGUAAUGUUGUGACAAACAUAAUCAGACAAGCUCCCAUGGUUCUAAACCAGAGCAAAGAUGUGAUCCAAGAGAAGAUUGAUUGCUUAAGGAACUGUUUAGGGUACCCUUUGGAUACAAUAGUGGCAUUCCCAGCUUAUUUAUGUUACAACAUGGAGAGAAUCAACACAAGAUUCUCCAUGUAUAGGUGGUUGAGGGAUAAGGGCUCUGCAAAGCCCAACUUAUCAUUGAGCAGUGUCUUAGUUUGUUCUGAUGCAAGAUUUGUUAAGUAUUUUGUGGAUGUUCAUCCUGAAGGUCACACCAUGUGGGAAAUUUUUAAAAGACAUCGUAUCCAUAAUCAUAAUUGAGUCUUGCCAUCUUAAUUUUA
Momordica charantia (bitter melon) is the source of this 2243-nucleotide messenger RNA. RefSeq names its product transcription termination factor MTEF18, mitochondrial. The record is from RefSeq and is a predicted model, not a curated record. Gene Ontology annotation, biological process: regulation of DNA-templated transcription. Lineage: Eukaryota; Viridiplantae; Streptophyta; Magnoliopsida; Cucurbitales; Cucurbitaceae. Gene Ontology annotation, molecular function: double-stranded DNA binding.